UUCUCCUAAUAAUUUAACUUCAAAUCUAUCAAUUAUUACAAAUAAAUUGUGUGAAAAAUGUUUUUUGGAGAAAUAUUUCCUUUAUGCUCGAAGAGUUCCUCAUCCAAAAUCUUCUAGGCCUGUUAGAAGUUAUGAACCUUCGAAUAGGUCUGAAAAUCAAAUAAAUGAAAAUCAAGACAAAGAUAAAGAAAAUGGGAAAGAAAACGAUUUUGAAAAGGCUAAGGCUGAAAUUGAUAAAAAUAGGAAAGAUGCGGAAAAAGAAUUUAAACAAAGAAUGGAAAAGUUGGUUGGAAAAGAAAUGGCAAAUAAAAUGUUUAAUGAAGUUGAUAAGCUGUUUGAUCAAUUUAAAUUUGUGCCAUUUAUUCAAUUUUCUGCUCUUAUCCUUUUGAUUAUUUAUGUUUUAAACAAAAUUAAAAACUUUUUGAAUCACACAACUAAUUCAUAUUUAAUGGAUAUGGAUCAAUUUAUGAGAAGAUUAAGUUCUGGACAAGUAUGUUUUUUAGAAAUAUUUUAA
This is a messenger RNA of Meloidogyne enterolobii, 514 nucleotides long. Lineage: Eukaryota; Metazoa; Nematoda; Chromadorea; Rhabditida; Meloidogynidae. The record is from the annotation of a GenBank genome assembly.